This is a messenger RNA of Capsella rubella, 3809 nucleotides long. RefSeq names its product probable disease resistance protein RPP1. NCBI's taxonomy places the organism in Eukaryota, Viridiplantae, Streptophyta, Magnoliopsida, Brassicales, Brassicaceae. Gene Ontology annotation, biological process: defense response; signal transduction. The transcript has 5 exons. The record is from RefSeq and is a predicted model, not a curated record. The coding region runs from base 21 to 3161 and encodes 1046 amino acids. Gene Ontology annotation, molecular function: ADP binding; ATP hydrolysis activity.
UCUUCUCUGAAUCAUACUCCAUGGAUUCUUCUUUUUACUCUGGUUUUUGUGUUGCUGCAGUAACCUUCUUCACUCUUUGGUUUUUCAUGUAUUAUAUAAAAUACAAAUCCCAUCAAGAAAACAAAUCAAUAGCUUCUUCUCCUUCUUCUCAAACUUUAUCUAUUUCAUCAACCCCAUCUUCUUUCUCUCGAACUCGGAAACACCAUGUCUUCCCGAGCUUCCACGGAACUGAUGUUCGAAAAACCAUUCUUACUCACAUCCUAAAAGAGUUCAAAGGAAAGGGGAUCGAACCAUUUAUUGAUAAUGAUAUCGAGAGGAGCAAGUCAAUUGGUCCUGAGCUCAUAGAAGCUAUUAGAGGAUCCAAGAUCGCGAUCGUCUUGCUUUCGAGGAACUAUGCUUCUUCUUCAUGGUGCCUUAACGAGUUGGUGGAGAUCAUGAAGUGUAGAGAAGAGUUUGGUCAAAGAGUGAUGACCAUUUUCUAUGACGUUGAUCCAACUGAUGUAAAGAAGCAGACCGGAGAUUUUGGUAAGGUCUUCAAUAAAACUUGUAGAGGCAAAACAAAAGAUGAGAUUAAGAGAUGGAGAAAAGCUUUGGAAAGUGUGGCGACAAUAGCUGGAGAGCAUUCGCGCAACUGGGAUAAUGAAGCAGCCAUGACUGAAAAAAUCGCAACUGAUGUGUCAAACAUGUUGAAUCUUUCUACACCGUCGAGAGAUUUUGAUGGUUUAGUUGGGAUGGGAGCUCAUAUGAAAGAAAUGGAAUCAUUGUUAUGCUUGGGAUCUGAUGAAGUAAGGAUGAUUGGGAUUUGGGGUCCGUCUGGGAUUGGGAAGACUACCAUUGCUAGAGUCUUAUAUAGCCAAAUUUCUGAAAAUUUUGAGUUGAGUAUCUUCAUGGAGAAUAUCAAAGAGUCGAUGUAUACUAGACCAACGUGUUCUGAUGAGUAUAGCGCAAAGAUGCAGUUACAAAAACAAUUUAUGUCCCAGAUAAUCAACCAUAAAGAUAUGGAGCUUCCUCAUUUAGGCAUUGUCCAAGAUAGGUUAAACGACAAGAAAGUGCUUAUUGUUCUUGAUAGCAUCGAUCAGUCAUUACAUCUAGAUGCUAUAGCAAAAGAAACUCGGUGGUUUGGUCACGGAAGUCGGAUUAUCAUCACAACACACGACCAAAGACUUUUAAAGGCUCAUGGUAUCAACCAUAUUUACAAGGUAGAGUUUCCAUCAGCAUAUGAAGCUUAUCAGAUGUUUUGUUCGUAUGCUUUUGGCCAAAAUUUCCCUAAAGAUGGUUUCGAGGAGCUUGCAUGGGAAGUUACAAAACUUUUAGGUAAUCUACCUUUGGGACUAAGAGUUAUGGGUUCACACUUCCGUGGAAUGUCGAGGCCUGAGUGGGUAAAUGCAUUACCAAGGAUAAAAAACUGCCUUGAUGCUAGUAUACAAAGCAUUUUAACAUUUAGUUAUGAUGCCUUAGGUGAUGUAGAUAAAGAUUUGUUUCUUCAUAUAGCCUGCCUUUUCAACAAUAGAGAAAUGGUGAAAGUGGAAGGUUAUCUUGCUUUAAGUUUCUCCAAUGUGAGACAAGGGCUCCACAUCUUAGCUGAGAAAUCUCUCAUAUCUAUUGAGGUUAUAUCUACUGAUUAUACACGUAUAAGUAUGCACAAUCUACUAGUACAAUUAGGUAGAGAUAUUGCACGUCAUAAGCCUGGGCACCAAUCCAUUCGUGAGCCUGGGAAGCGUCAGUUUUUGGUUGAUGCUAGAGAUAUUUCUGAAGUACUCACUCAUAACACGGGUGGUAAAAAUAUUAUAGGUAUACUUUUGGAGGUAAGAAACCUACCAAGCGGAUUAAAUAUUAGUGAGAGAGCUUUCGAAAGAAUGUCUAACCUUAAAUAUUUAAAAUUCCAUGGCCCAUAUCGUGACAACGAAAGUGAUAAAUUAUACUUACAGCAAGGUUUGAAUAAUCUACCUCAGAAACUUAGGUUAAUAGUAUGGAGUCGUUUUCCAUUGAUCUGUUUGCCUUCCAAUUUCUGUACGAAGUACCUAGUCGAGCUACGUAUGCCGAACAGCAAACUUCAGAACUUGUGGCAAGGAUUUCAGCCGCUUGGAAAUCUCAAGAUUAUGGAUUUGCGUGAGUCGAAACACCUGAAAGAGUUGCCUGAUCUCUCAACGGCCACUAACCUUGAAGAAUUGAUUCUGUUUGAUUGCUCAAGUUUGGCAGAGCUCCCUUCCUCUAUUGGAAACCUUCAGAAAUUGCAAGACUUGAAUUUAAAAGGAUGCUCAAAGCUAGAGAUUCUUCCAACCAAUAUCAACUUGGAAUCUCUCAAUAACCUUGAUCUCACUGAUUGCUUACUGAUCAAAAAAUUUCCUGAGAUCUCCACAAACGUUAAGGAUCUCAAGCUCAUGAGAACUGCAAUAAAAGAAGUGCCUUCGACGAUUAGGUCGUGGUCUCGUCUUCGUAACUUGGAAAUGUCAUACAAUGAAAACCUCAAGGAACUCCCACAUGCUCUUGGUAUCAUCACAAAGCUGUACUUUAACGAUACAGAAAUGCAAGAAAUACCUCUGUGCGUCAAGAAAAUCUCUCAUCUUCGGACACUUAUACUAGAGGGGUGCAAGAGGCUGGUAGCAAUCCCACAGCUUUCAGAUUCCUUAUCAAUACUACGGGUAAAAAACUGUGAGUCACUAGAGAGACUAAAUUUCUCCUUUCAAAAUCAUCCAGAGAUAUUUUUCCAGUUUGCUAACUGCUUCAAGCUGAAUAAAGAAGCUAGAGAAUUCAUCCAGGCUAUAGGUAGUACCUCUGCAAUUUUACCUAGUAGAGAAGUGCCCACAAACUUCACUUACCGAGCUAAUGGGAGUUCAAUAAUGGUAAUUUUGAAUCAAAGGCCUUUUCCAACGACCUUGAGAUUUAAGGCUUGCGUCUUGCUGGAUAAAAAAGCUGAAAAUGAAAAGGAGGAGCCCGCUGGGACGGAAACAAUUGUAUUUUUAAGUAUCAAGGAGAAAGAUAAAAUUGGCGUCGAUGUUCCAUGGAGACCUCGAUAUUGCUUUCCCUUGCCUCCCAUUUUAAGAGAGCAUUUGCUCACCUUUGAAUUUGAAGCUGAUGUGACGUCCAAUAAGCUUUUAUUUUCGUUUAGCAUCCAGGGUAACCAAGCGGUGAUAAAAGAAUGUGGAGUACUCCAACUCUAAGUUCCUUAAUUUAUGUGAACCACAACAUCUAGCCACCAUCCAUGUAAACUAUAGAACUUCAGAGAAGAUCAAAACACUGAUCUCCAAGAGAAAGCGAAAUCCUUCAUGGCUCUUCUUCAACGGCAGUUUUGUUUAAAACUACCAUGCAAAGACGAAGAAGGUGAUGAGGUCAAGUUGUACGGAAGAAAUGAUGGCAACUAUAUACCUCAGCUUCUUUGCCGCCCACUUCAUCUUCAAUUGGAUUCAUCUCUGCCUUCUGAUUUAGAGGGGAUUUUGCUGAUGUUGAAAUCAUUGGCAAACUAUAAGCUCUCAUCAGGAAUCCAGAGGUCCUCCACCGGUCCGCCACAGGGAAUGGGGAUAUCCAAAAUCGAAGCUGGAUAUAUGGCUUGAAAACCGAUAUCGUAAUGGGAGCGCUACUCAAUGGAUGUGUCAAAAAUUCAUGAGAAAAUGAGAUUCUUGGACUGUGAUUGGCAUUUUCUUGCACUGUUAUUAAUUUUCUCGAGAAAAUGAGGUUGUCUUUAAUAUCAUACAAGAUUACGUAUGACUUUUUUUCUCGAGAAAAUUAUCCAGACACCACCAGAUCGAGAUUUUUGUUUUCUUCUCACACGCAUCAUCUUUACUAUCCAAAAACUUAUAAAUUAACCUUCA